Silurus meridionalis is the source of this 1487-nucleotide messenger RNA. Its product is annotated as P2Y purinoceptor 12-like. Gene Ontology annotation, biological process: blood coagulation; G protein-coupled receptor signaling pathway. Lineage: Eukaryota; Metazoa; Chordata; Actinopteri; Siluriformes; Siluridae. The transcript has 3 exons. Gene Ontology annotation, molecular function: G protein-coupled purinergic nucleotide receptor activity. Gene Ontology annotation, cellular component: membrane. The record is from RefSeq and is a predicted model, not a curated record. The coding region runs from base 227 to 1297 and encodes 356 amino acids.
CUUCAGUCUGUCGCAAAAAAGUUCUUAGAUCAUUAGUGUCACGAAACGGACACUCAUUCAUGGACACCUAUGGACAUGAACUUUCAUGCUUUUUGUUGAUGCACCAUGUUGAUGCAGACAGCUUCAUAUUAGGCAUGUUGGAAUUUUCACCUUGUACUACAACCAUGUAGACUAGGACCAUCAGACUGAGAAGUACAACGUGUGUGAAACAGAAAUCCUGCAAAUCAUGGAGCUCACAGAAGAACUGUCAACUACCCUGGAGAAUUUCAGGAACCUGACGAAUUCAUCAUGGCAAGGCUGUUCCCGUAAUAACGUCCUGAAGACAACAGUGUUCCCAAUCCUGUAUUCUUUUCUCUUCCUGCUAGGACUCAUCCUAAACGGUUUAGCAGUAUGGGUGUUCUUCAGCAUCCCCAGCCGCUCUCAUUUUAUCAUUUACCUAAAGAACAUUGUUGUGGCUGACGUUCUCAUGACUUUGACGUUUCCAUUUAAGAUCCUGUCUGACUCCAACAUGGCCUCGGUGGGCCUCCGCAUCUUCGUCUGCCGUGUUUCUUCUGUGGUUUUCUACCUCACUAUGUACAUCAGCAUCCUUUUCUUUGGCUUUAUCAGCAUUGACCGCUGUAGAAAAACGCUCAACCCUUUCGUUGGCACCAGUUCCAGACGGCUGGCCAACAGGAAGCUCCUUUCAGCUGCUAUCUGGGUGUCCCUGCUGGCGCUUUCUCUCCCCAACAUGAUUCUCAGCAGCAAGGAGCCAAAAUCGGACCAAUUUAGCUGCAGUAGCCUGAAGACUGAACUUGGCUUAAAGUGGCAUGAAGUGGUGAACCAUAUCUGCCAAAUAAUCUUCUGGGGCACUCUGGUGGCAGUAGUGGUGUGUUAUACGUUGAUCACCAAAGAGCUCUUCAACUCUUUUGCCCGGACUCGCAUUCUAAACACGGCGGCUCAAAGCCAGCAGAGAAAAAAGAAAGUGAGAGUGAAUGUAUUCCUCGUUCUUGCAGUGUUCUUCAUAUGCUUCGUGCCAUUUCACUUUGCCCGAGUGCCUUAUACACUGAGCCAGACAAGGGAACACCGGUUUGACUGUCAACAAAAGCUUGUCUUUUUCCAGGUAAAAGAGAGUACACUGUGGCUGUCCUCUCUGAACUCACUUUUAGAUCCGCUCAUCUACUUCUUCCUCUGCACGUCCUUCAGGGACACGCUAUUCAAAAUCCUACGAGUCUCACCUGGAAGGUGCAGGGCCUUGCAGUUUAGUACGGAUACUCCUGCAGUAAGCAACCAAAUGGAAAACCGCCCAUCGCAAAUAUAGUCCACAAGUUCUGUAUAUAAUGUUGAUGUUCUAGACUGUAUAUUCAGUGAAUACUGUGUAAUGUGGUUAGAAAAAACACAUCAUUUUGAAAUAAAAUUAAAAUUAAAGAUAUUGGGACACCUGACAUUUCCUACCAUAUGUGGUUCUUCCCCCAAACUUUUACCACAAGGUUAGAGGCACACAAUUGUAU